Molecule: messenger RNA, 840 nt
Organism: Oldenlandia corymbosa var. corymbosa
Lineage: Eukaryota; Viridiplantae; Streptophyta; Magnoliopsida; Gentianales; Rubiaceae
Source: the annotation of a GenBank genome assembly
AUGGAGAGGGGGGCGAGGAAGGUCGUUUUGGAGAUCGUGGUGGCCCAGAAGAAGAAUGAGGACAUCCAGCCUAUCCUCGAAAAGUAUGCUGACAGGGACAGGAAAGGGAAGACGUCUGCAGUGCGAAUGCGGUGCAAGGCCCGGAAACACUUCCGGGAUAUGGAUUUUGCCAAUGCCGAGGGGAACAGAGACGCCCCCAGCACGCCGCCGGGACCGGAGGAGGAACCUGAGAUAGUCGCAUCCGAGCCUCCACCCCAGGGACAUAACUCCGGCAGCCGAGGAGGAGGAGCAACAUCCACGGAUUCCAAUGCCUGCAGCGGAGACAAGGGGAAGGGCACGGCUCUAGACUUCCCCUCUCACCCGGACGGGACCUCCCGAGGGUUGCCAGCGACUCCGGGUCUUUGGGAGACUUCAGGGAUCCCGUGGAUUGACCUGCAGUUGCCCUACCCUCAUCACGACCCCACGGCCUUUCCACUUUACGCGACCGUAUGGGGGGCUUUGGCAUAUCCGAACGUUGAUACGGGUCGAGGGCGGCUGUCAGGACUUGAAGGGCAACUCAAAGAAGCUCUGCAAACCUUCCGGGCCUCGGAGUUGCACGAGGCUUGUGAGGCCAUUCUCAAGGCGAAGGCCGAGAACGACCGUCUGGAUAAGUUGUGGCGGGAUACGGAAGCUUAUUGGGAAGACCAUCUAAAGAAUUCCACACAAUUAGAGAUGUUGGCUAACAACCGCCUCCGGACGUUCGAAGCCAAGAUACGGAAGAAGAAGAAGGAUGUGGGUUUAGUCGAACCCGAUCCGGAAGAUUUUAUCCCCCGUAACUACUUUAGGAUAUCAUUCCUCUGA